Molecule: messenger RNA, 1155 nt
Organism: Hansenula ciferrii
Lineage: Eukaryota; Fungi; Ascomycota; Saccharomycetes; Phaffomycetales; Wickerhamomycetaceae
Exons: 1
Coding region: 1-1155 (384 amino acids)
Source: RefSeq, a predicted model, not a curated record
AUGUUUGAAUGGUUAAGCUCAUUUAUAAAUGGUAAUCAAGAAACUUCAACUCAAACCCCAAAUAAUGAUGAAAUGGAAUCUGAUAUAUCUUUUAAUGAAGCUAUAGAGUAUUUCCAAACUUUAACCAUUGAAGAAUUUGAAGAGCAAUUUGAAAUGCAUUGUUCGCCAUGUAAAGGUCUUUUAAAAAAUUAUGGAAUUGUUCGUUGUGAAUCCAAAAAAUUUUGUUCAUUAAUUAUGAAUAAUAAACUCACACCAUCUUUCAAAGUGGAUCAAUUAUUUGAUAUAGUUUGUUUCAAUUUAUCUGGUUAUGAAAGAUGUCUUCUUUAUUUCACACCUAAAUUUGAGUCAAAUAAUUGGUCUGAAAGAAAAAUCGAGUUCAUGGAUUUAAUAAGUACUCAUUUUAGUACCAUGAUUUAUAAAAAAAAAGAUAUAACAUUAGAUGAUGUUAUAGCUGAUUUGAAUUUUAAAAUGAAUCAUUCAAUGGAUCAAAGAAUAACAAAUACCAAUGAUCAUCGUGAACAAGAACCUUUAUACAUUAUGUUCAAUUCUGCUUCAGCAAUGAAUCUGUAUAUAAAUGAAAACCUUUCUAAAAUGAUCCAUAUGAUUAAUUUAUAUAAAUCCAAAAUUGAAAACCAUAUAUGGGAAAGCUAUACAUUGAUAAAAGUUGUGCCUAAAGUACAUCAUCAUACUGCUGUUGAUGUUGAUGGAAAUGGGAAUGUAUUUAAUGCAAAUAAUUAUUUACAUCAUGAUGAAUUGUAUUUGAAAAAUCCAAAUGAGGUUUUCUUUCUCAUCAAUACAGCAGCUGAUGGCAUUGAAGAUAGUCAUUAUAAAAAAAUUAUCAAACCAAUUAAUUCAACUGGUUCAUUUAUAAGGACUUUCUAUGUAUUAAGAAGCCCAAAAGACAUGUUAAUGCAAGUUUUGAAAAAAGAUUUUCAUGAUUGGUUUCUUUAUGUACAAGAGUUAUUGAUAAACAAACAUCUCAAUAUUGUUGAAAAUGUUGCUAGAAGACCAUCAUAUUUUAAAGAAUCUAGUGUUAGAAUUCAUCCAGAUUCAAAUAUAUCUGACUUUGUUCAAGUUGGAUAUAGAUUAGAUUUAUCAAAUAAUUGUUCGUCAUCAGAUUCAUUACCUAGCUAUGAGGAGAUUCUUGAGUCCUGA